Trichoderma aggressivum f. europaeum is the source of this 3789-nucleotide messenger RNA. RefSeq lists its product as uncharacterized. The coding region runs from base 1 to 3789 and encodes 1262 amino acids. Gene Ontology annotation, biological process: sister chromatid cohesion. NCBI's taxonomy places the organism in Eukaryota, Fungi, Ascomycota, Sordariomycetes, Hypocreales, Hypocreaceae. The record is from RefSeq and is a predicted model, not a curated record. Gene Ontology annotation, cellular component: cohesin complex; chromosome; nucleus. The transcript has 3 exons. Gene Ontology annotation, molecular function: DNA binding; ATP binding; protein binding.
AUGGGUAAACUCAUACGCCUCGAGCUGCACAAUUUCAAGUCCUACAAGGGCCACCACACCCUCUUGUUUGGCGAUUCCUACUUCACUUCCAUCAUCGGGCCCAAUGGAUCCGGCAAAUCAAAUUCUAUGGACGCCAUCUCCUUCGUCCUUGGCAUCAAGUCUUCUCAUUUGCGAUCCACGCACCUGAAAGAACUCGUCUACCGAGGGCGUGUCCUGAAAACUUCAAAAAUCAACGACGAUGGUUCCGCUGAAGCAACUGCAGACGCCAGCAAUUUUGCCGAUGACGAUAAGGCGUCUCGAGGCGAUCCAAAGACCGCCUGGGUCAUGGCGGUAUACGAGGACGACGCUGGCGAAGAACAGAGGUGGAAGAGGACCAUCACGAGUGGAGGAGCCAGUGAAUACCGCAUCAACGAUCGGGUGGUUACGGCUCAGCAAUACAACGAUGCGCUGGAAACGGAAAAUAUCCUGAUCAAGGCCCGCAAUUUCCUCGUUUUCCAGGGUGAUGUCGAAGCCAUUGCUUCGCAGUCUCCGCAGGACCUUACGCGGCUCAUUGAGCAGAUCUCGGGAAGUCUGGAAUACAAAACUGAGUACGAAAAGCUCCAAGUCGAGGCAGAGCAGGCCAUCGAGAACCAAAACUUCCAGUUCCAUCGCCGCCGUGGUAUCAACUCCGAAAUCAAGCAGUAUAGGGAGCAAAAGAAGGAGGCAGACAGUUUUCAGAAGAAAACGGAGGAAAGAGAUGCGGCCAUUGUUACGCACUGCCUCUGGAAGCUAUACCAUUUUCAGAAAGCCAUGGACGAUUCAAGCGCCGCUAUUCAAGACCACCACGAAGACCUAAAAGAGAUGCGGAGAAACGUGGAAGAGUUUGAAACUCAGCUUGAGUCGGCUCGAAAGGAACAAUCUGCUGUUCAGAAACAGGUCAGCAAAGCGGAAAAGGACAUCAAGCACAAGGAAAGAAGCAUCGAAGAUAAGGAGAACGCCUUGGUUCCAUUUGACGAGAAAAUCCACGAGUCUUCGCAGCAAAUUGACAAGCUCCAAGCUCAGGCACAGAAAGUCGGCAAGGAGCUCGAGGAACAGACAGACAUUGUGCAAAAGGUCCAGAAAGAUAUCGGGAGCGUGAAAAAGGCACAGGAGCUGUUUGAAAAAGAUAUCAAGGAUCAACUGAAGAAGCAAGGCCGAGACAUUAGCGACGACGACCGGAAAGAAUACAACACGCUCCGAGCCCAAGUCUUGGCCCGCACCGGCUCCAACCAAGCAAAAUUGGAGAACCUUGAGCGACAGAGGAAAGCAGACGACGUCACUGUCAAUAGUCUCAAGGGCAAAGUGGACAGCAUCUCGGGAACCAUUGAAAAAAUGGAAGCAGAGCUGACUAGCAUCGGCGAGAGGCGAAGCGCUGCGGAUUCUGCAACCAAGGACAUUACGAAUGACAUCGCCGCCAAGAAGAAGGAGUUCAACCAGCUCCAAUCCGAGCGAGUCCGGACUAACCAAAAAAGAACCGAGCUCGAAGAGAAGCUCGAGGAUGUCGCAAGGAAGCUGAGAGAAGCCGAUGAUGGCCGCCGUCAAAACGAUCGAGAGGUACGCAUGAAAGAAAUGGUGACGACUUUGAAGCGUAUAUUCCCUGGAGUUCGAGGUCGCAUCGGAAACUUGUGCACACCGAAACAGAAGAAGUUUGACGAGGCCGUCAUUGUUGCCUUGGGAAGAGACUUUGACUCCAUAGUUGUCGAUACGGAAAAAACCGGUGUGGACUGUGUUCAGUAUUUGAAAGAACAGAGAUUUCCUCCCAUGACCUUUAUUCCGCUGGACAACAUCAAGGUCAAUGCUGUCAACACCGCAAUCAAGGGCUUCCCCGGUGCGAGACUCACCAUCGACACCAUCAACUUUGAUGCAUCGGUUGAGAGGGCCAUGUCAUACGCAUGCGGUAGCUCUGUGGUUUGUGAUACGCUUGAUAUUGCUAAGCACAUUUGCUACGACAAGAAAAUUCCCGUCAAGGCUGUGACGGUGGAAGGAUACAUCAUCCAUAAAGCUGGCUUGAUGACAGGAGGUCGCGGUCCUGAACCUAAGGGUGGAAAGCGCAAGUUUGAAGAAGCCGACGUCCAGAAUCUCCAGCGCAUGGCAGCCAAGUUGAAGAGCGAGAUCGAUCGCCUUCCUAAGGCGGAUCGUCGGGGAACACAGGAGGAAUCUCUCCACAUCGAGCUCAAUGGACUUGAACGGCAGCUAGUGGCUACUAGGGACGAGCUGGCGGCCUUGAACAAGAACUGGACGAGCAAGAAGCGCGAACUGGACAGCCAAAAGAAGCAGCUCCAGGAACUGCAGCCCAAGUACGAGCAGCAAACAUUGCAACUGAACCGUACAAAGGAGACGGUCCAAGAGUUUAGGGACGCCAUUGCGCGCGUGGAGGAUGAAAUCUUUGACGGGUUCUGCAGGAAACUUGGAUACAGCGACAUUCGCGCGUACGAAGCUUCUCAGGGUAAACUGGAACAGGAGAUUUCUGAGAAGCGCAACCAAUACGAGGUUCAGAGGCAGAGACUGGAAAGUCGACUCAAGUGGGAAGUCACACGCCAUAGUGACACGGAAGCACGUAUCAAGAGGAUACAGGAUCAGGUCCGACGUCUCAAGCAAGAUAUGAGGACAUACAACAAGGAAAAGGCCGAAAUCGAAGAGUCGAUGCGCGAGGACCAGGACGAGCUGGAAGCUCUUGGAGAGGCUUUGGAAGAAAUGAAGGCGGAGCAGUUGGAAAAGAACCAAAAGGUCAACGAGGCGCGAGCCGAGCUACAAAAACAUAGCAAGGACAUCGAAGCCUGCCAGCGAGAGAUUAACGCCCUGGAAACCACCGUGCAGAAGAACAGCGCAGGCAAAUCUGCACUCUUGCGAAGAUGCAGGCUCGAACAGAUCCAAAUUCCGUUGGCAGGAGGCGCUCUAGACAACCUGCCGACAGAGGAUGAUUUACUGCGACAAGAUCCGGACGCCAUGGACGUUGAUGGCGGAGAAGAUAUGAUGGAUAUUGCUCUGGAUGAUCAUGGCAUCGAAAUCGAUUUCGAUGGUCUGGAGGAAGACUUGAAAGAGUCGGGCGAGCCGAGUGUCGAGGACACGUUGACAGAGAAGAUUUCGUCCCUCGCAGCAGAGCUGGAGAAGCUGAAUCCCAACAUGAGAGCCAUGGAACGACUAGAAAGCGUCGAGACGAGGCUCAAACAGACGGACCAAGAAUACGAAGACUCGAAAUCAACGGCCCACAAGGCGAAGGAAGCCUUCAACAGCGUCAAGCAGAAGAGAUACGAGCUGUUCAACAAGGCCUUUACUCACAUCCAGGAGCAGAUAUCCAACGUCUACAAGGAUCUCACGCGAUCAGAUGCUUACCCGCUGGGUGGUCAGGCCUAUCUAGACAUUGAAGAGGACACAGACAUGCCCUAUUUGUCAGGUAUCAAGUACCAUGCCAUGCCGCCGCUCAAGAGAUUCCGAGACAUGGAGCAUUUGUCUGGUGGUGAAAAGACCAUGGCAGCACUGGCGCUGCUCUUCGCCAUCCACAGCUACCAGCCAAGUCCUUUCUUUGUCUUGGACGAAGUUGACGCGGCAUUGGACAAUGCCAAUGUGGACAAGAUCAAGAAGUAUAUCCGGGAACACGCGGGCCCUGGCAUGCAGUUCAUCGUCAUCAGUUUGAAGGCCGGUCUUUUCCAAGACAGCGAGAGUCUUGUCGGCGUAUAUCGUGACCAGGAGGUGAACAGCUCCCGAACGCUAACAUUGGAUGUAAGUCAUUUGAUAACCGCCACUUUUACUUUUGGUGUGCAGCAAAGCUAA